This is a messenger RNA of Filobasidium floriforme, 4120 nucleotides long. RefSeq lists its product as uncharacterized. The record is from RefSeq and is a predicted model, not a curated record. Gene Ontology annotation, molecular function: heme binding; 2 iron, 2 sulfur cluster binding; nitrite reductase [NAD(P)H] activity. NCBI's taxonomy places the organism in Eukaryota, Fungi, Basidiomycota, Tremellomycetes, Filobasidiales, Filobasidiaceae. The transcript has 6 exons. Bases 460 to 3978 code for a protein of 1172 amino acids.
GGAGGGGAUUUCCUCCCUUUGACACAUUCAGGUACACACACAGCUCACCCCUCUCCUCUCGUGAUUUACGUGUGGCUCCAAUCAGGAUGAGGCGAUAUACAUAGUAUCCCAUUCCAGAUCGACUACCGGCAGCACUUUCUUGGCACAGUCAAGGGGUCGGACGUCCGGGGAAUCGAUGUUAUCGACGGCGGGCGAAUCCUUCCGUUCCCGUCGAGCGAUCCAAGUGAGCGAAAGGGAUUCUUCAUAAUAACUCUACAACAACGCUGUGACCAGCGACAGGCGAAAGAGGUAGAUCUUCUGAACUCCGCACUUUACAACUCGCAUCUCGUCCGCCCCAUCGUCGUCAUCAUCAGCAUCGGACAGCUCGCGAUUCGACAAACCUCGACCUAGGACCUGCGACUCCCAUCCCACUCACACUCGAUCUGAACGACGUCGAACGACCCUCAUACCCGCCCCAUCAUGACCGCCCCUGUCCCGGCAACAGCAUCUUCAUCCUCGGCCUCGGCCUCUGGAUCCACCUCAUCCCGCCCAGCCUCCCCUUCAGACUCAUCCUCGACCACAGCUACAACCCUCUCAAACCCUGCCCCAGACCCUCCCCGUACACGUACGAGGAUCUUCGUCGUAGGCCUCGGGAUGGUAGGCAUAGCCUUCAUCGAGAAGAUCCUCAACAACGAUACGGAAGGGAGAUAUCAAGUCGUCACUUGUGGAGAGGAGAAACAUUUGGCGUACAAUAGGGUCGGGUUGACAGAGUAUUUCUUGCAUAGGAACGUUGGGGAGUUGUAUUUGAACAGUCCGGAGUGGUAUAAGGCGCAGGAUCCGGAGAGGUUCGAAUUCCAUGUGGGUCAACAGGUCACGCAUAUCGACACGGCCAACAAGACGGCCUCGACCGAUACGGGCCAUACGUACGCCUAUGACAUUUGCGUGAUCGCCACGGGGUCCGAUGCGGGCAUGCCGCCUUACUGCACCCAAGCGAGGGCGAAGAAGACCAAGGGGGUCUUUGUUUAUAGGAACAUUGCGGAUUUGGAAAAGAUCAUCGACUAUGCCGAUCAGCCGCAUGUGACCCGGGCGACCGUCGUCGGGGGAGGAUUAUUGGGGCUCGAAGCGGCGAAAGCUGUUUAUGACCUCCCGACCAUCCCCGAUGUUAGUAUUAUCAACCGACAAGGGUACCCGCUUUCCAGGCAGUUGGAUAAGGAGGCGGGGACGAUGGUCCUCAGGAGGAUAGAAGAUAUGGGCGUCAAAUGCCUGACCAACGUCGACGUCUCUAGCAUGAUGACCGAACCGUGCGCCGAGGACCCGGGGAUGGAGGUCUUCAAGGGUUUCGAAUUCGUCGAUGGGGAAUGCCUCGAAGCCGACCUGGUCAUCAUGGCCGUAGGGAUCAGCCCUCGUGACGACCUCGCCCGGGCGAGUGGGAUCAAGUGUCACGCCCGGGGUGGGAUCGAGGUCGGGGACGAUCUUCAGACGUCAGCACCCGGAGUCUAUGCGAUGGGAGAGUGUGCGAGUUGGAAGGGAAAUACGUAUGGUCUGAUCGGUCCCGGGGUGGAGAUGGCGGAUAUCUUGGCGUUCAACCUUUGUCAGACAGAGACCAAGUUGGGGAAGUUCAGGCCGAGGAAGAUGAAUGCGCCGGAUUUGUCGACAAAGUUGAAGUUGAUGGGGGUCGACGUGGCCAGUUUCGGAGACUUUUUCGCCGACAAACCGUAUGGCCGUGAACAAAAGCCGCUGGUCGAAAAGUUCCCCAAGACCGUGACCAGCUCGACCUCGGCCGAUGCGCCGAUGGCCGACACCCACGUCCCCGGAGAACCCGCCCUCCCCGGCACGGACACCUGCGCUCAACAUCGUCGAAACGUCGAACGCAAGGUCAAGGUCUACGAGCCCUUGCCGGACGAACCGAUCAAGUGUUUGACGUACAAGGAUCCGUUCUCGGGGACAUACAAAAAGUUCAUCUACACGGCCGAUGGCAAGUACUUGCUCGGUGGGAUGAUGGUCGGCGACGUCUCGGAUUUCAUCAAGCUCGUCUCGAUCACCAAGAAGAAGAAGGCUUUGGAUGUCCCUCCUUCCGAGUUUAUCAUCGGGAAAAAAUCGGGUGGAGAGGAUGACGGCGCCGACCUGGACGACGACGCUCAGAUCUGUUCUUGUCACAACGUGACCAAGGGAGCCGUGGCGAAAUGCGUCAAGGAUGGGUGUGAUACGAUCGGAGACAUCAAGAUCAAGACCAAGGCCGGGACGGGUUGUGGGGGUUGCAUGCCGUUGGUAACGAACAUCUUCAACGCCGAGAUGAAAAAGGCCGGUCGAGCGAUCAGCAACCACCUCUGCCCUCAUUUCGAACACUCGCGAGCCGACCUGUUCAACAUUGUCAAGGUGAAAAAGCUCACAACGUUUACCGAGAUCAUGGAGGCCGCGGGGAAAGACAAGGACAGCAUCGGGUGCGAGAUCUGCAAGCCUACCAUCGGCAACCUGAUCUCCUCCACGGCGGGGAUCAACCGACACGUCAUGGACCCGGUCCAUCACGCCAAUCAGGAUACCAACGAUAGGUUCCUCGCCAACAUUCAGCGUGACGGGACGUUCUCGGUCGUACCCAGGAUGGCGGCGGGAGAGGUCACCGCGGACGGUCUCAUCGCCGUGGGGCAGGUCGCCAAAAAGUACAACCUGUACACCAAGAUCACCGGUGGACAGCGAGUGGACCUGUUUGGGGCUCAAAAACAGGACCUGCCCGACAUCUGGGAAGAACUCGUCGAUGCCGGUUUCGAAUCCGGUCACGCGUACGGCAAGUCAUUGCGAACCGUCAAGUCGUGUGUGGGCAGCAGCUUUUGUCGAUACGGGAUCGGCGACUCGGUCGGUCUCGCCGUGCAACUCGAGGACCGUUACAAGGGGAUCCGAUCGCCUCACAAGAUCAAGGGAGGUGUUUCGGGGUGCGUUCGAGAGUGUGCAGAAGCGCAGAGUAAGGACUUUGGUUUGAUCGCCACGGACAAGGGAUGGAACAUCUACGUCGGAGGAAACGGAGGAGCCAGCCCACGUCACGCCCAGCUCUUCGCCACCGACGUCCCCCCUAACCAGGUCGUCCGGAUCCUCGACCGUUACCUCAUGUUCUACAUCAAAACCGCCGACAAGCUCAUGCGUACCGCUCGCUGGAUGGAGAGUUUCGAUGGCGGGAUCGACAAGUUGAAAAAGAUCAUCUUGGAGGACGAGCUUGGGAUCUGUGACGAGCUCGACAAGUCGAUGGAUGCUUUGGUCGGGACGUACGAAUGCGAAUGGACCCGAGUCGUCAAGGAGCCUCAUCGUAGGAAACAAUUCCGACAGUUCGUCAACACCCCCGAACGAGCUCGGAACAUCGAGGUCAUCACCGAGCGUAACCAACCCCGACCUGCCGAUUGGCCUAAAGAGUUCCCCACGGUCAAGAUGACCGAGAGCAUGAUUGACGCCGACAAGGACGAAUGGAGCUGGCAACAGGUCUGCAGGAUGGAGGAUCUGAACCCGACCGAGGGAGCGACGACGUCUUGUUCGGUCAAGAUUGGGGAUAGUCAGAUUGCCAUCUUCAACGUACCCAAAAAGGGGCUGUUCGCUUCCCAGCAACAGUGUCCGCAUAAACGGGCGAUGGUGCUCGAUCAUGGGAUUAUCGGGGAGGACAAGGACAAGAACCCUUACGUCUCAUGUCCCUUGCAUAAACGGAACUUUAACCUCAAGUCGGGGAACUGUCUGAACGAUGCCGACUUGUCGAUCGUCACCUUCCAAGCUAAAGAACAGGAUGGCGACAUUUACCUGUACUUGCCACCCGGUCAAGCUCUGGACGCGGCGAUCGGGACUUCGAAGUGGAUGGUCACCAAAGCAACAGCCGAACUCUAUGGACGAGGCGCAGCUACAGCCGUCGCGCUCAAGGACAAGGCGUUGCAGCUGGUAGGACCCAAGGACGAGGUCAACCCGAACAGGGGGGCUAUGCCGGGGAAGACGUUGAGCGCGUGUUCGAACCCGGGACUCGAUUGGUAGAUGCAUAGAGCGGCAGGCGAAUGAGACACGAUAGACGACGAGAUACGACUUGAACGAUAGGUAGUUGUAAAAGACGCGCGCCCGUGAGAUACGCAGUAUCAGAACUUGUAUACAAUCAGAAGAACACGAUUCGUUCCAAAGA